AUGAUGUUCAUUCUAAAGGGAACAUUCAUGUCAGCUGAGCAGGAUAAAAAAGCACUACUACUACGUAAAAAAGGUGGGCAAUCCGCAGAAGACGUCAAAGCAGAACCACCGUCGCCGAAAAGCUCCUCACCUCCUCCUGAAGCGACUCCUUCUUCACCUACAGGUGAUAAAUCGGCAGAGGGAUCGGGAUCGGCAGAAGGAACCGGAAAGAAAAAAUACGAGCGGUUGAAAGUUUCAUCAAUGGAAAAAUGGAUGUCCGCAGGACCACCUUAG
Necator americanus (New World hookworm) is the source of this 273-nucleotide messenger RNA. RefSeq lists its product as uncharacterized. The transcript is spliced from 3 exons. The record is from RefSeq and is a predicted model, not a curated record. Lineage: Eukaryota; Metazoa; Nematoda; Chromadorea; Rhabditida; Ancylostomatidae. The coding region runs from base 1 to 273 and encodes 90 amino acids.